Ailuropoda melanoleuca (giant panda) is the source of this 5989-nucleotide messenger RNA. RefSeq names its product semaphorin 3D (gene SEMA3D). Gene Ontology annotation, cellular component: plasma membrane. Gene Ontology annotation, molecular function: semaphorin receptor binding; chemorepellent activity. The transcript has 19 exons. Gene Ontology annotation, biological process: axon guidance; positive regulation of cell migration; negative chemotaxis. NCBI's taxonomy places the organism in Eukaryota, Metazoa, Chordata, Mammalia, Carnivora, Ursidae. The record is from RefSeq and is a predicted model, not a curated record.
UCUCUCCCAGGACAGCUGCUGCGGUCACACCACAAACUUAAAAGCCGCCCUCCCGCUCGGAGCGUGCCUUUCCUCGCCACACUCGCCUCCCCAAAGCUCCAGCUGGUGCCUGGCUCCCCGCCUGUCCGGUCUCGGCGCUCCGGGGCCAGCAGCGCCCCCUGCCUCCCCGUCUGGCCUCUGCGGCCGCAGCCUCCGCGCUCCGCUAGGGCCGCCGGCGGCUCCGCGGCUCAGCCAGGGCUGCCUCUCAGAGGAGCUCGCGCCGGUGCCCCGGGUCGCCGCCGCGCACGCCCACAGCCUGCAUCCCCUUCCUUUCUUCCUGAAAGGACAUCUGGCCCAGAGAGAGGGGGAGAAGAGUUCGCGGCAGAUUAAAUUAACACCAUUUGAAAGAGGACAUUGUUUUCAUCAUGACUGCUACUAAAAAUGAGAGACCGAAGUCCAGAAGCCAUGAUUUUGACCUUUUUCAUGCCUUGAUGAUACUAAGCAUGACCAUGCUAUUUCUUCCAGUCAUUGGAACUUCUAAGCAAAAUAUUCCACGACUCAAGCUGACUUACAAAGACUUGCUGCUUUCAAAUAGCUGCAUUCCCUUUUUGGGUUCAUCAGAAGGACUGGAUUUCCAAACCAUUCUGUUGGAUGAGGAGAGGGGCAGGCUACUUGUAGGAGCCAAGGACCACAUCUUCCUGCUCAGUCUGGUUGACUUAAACAAAAAUUUUAAGAAGAUUUAUUGGCCCGCUGCAAAGGAACGAGUGGAAUUAUGUAAAUUAGCUGGGAAAGAUGCCAAUACAGAAUGUGCAAAUUUCAUCCGUGUACUUCAGCCCUAUAACAAGACUCACAUUUAUGUGUGUGGAACUGGAGCAUUUCAUCCAAUAUGUGGUUAUAUUGAUCUUGGAGUCUACAAAGAGGAAGUUAUAUUCAAACUAGACACACAUAAUUUGGAGUCUGGCAGACUGAAAUGUCCUUUUGAUCCUCAGCAGCCUUUUGCCUCGGUAAUGACAGAUGAGUACCUCUACUCUGGAACAGCAUCUGAUUUCCUUGGCAAAGACACGGCAUUCACGCGGUCCCUUGGGCCUACUCACGACCAUCAUUACAUCAGAACUGACAUUUCAGAGCACUACUGGCUCAAUGGAGCAAAAUUUAUUGGAACUUUCCCUAUACCAGACACCUAUAAUCCAGAUGAUGAUAAAAUAUAUUUCUUCUUUCGUGAAUCAUCUCAAGAAGGCACUACUUCUGAUAAGACCAUCCUUUCUCGAGUUGGAAGAGUUUGUAAGAAUGACGUAGGAGGACAACGCAGCCUGAUAAACAAAUGGACGACUUUUCUUAAGGCCAGAUUGAUUUGCUCAAUUCCUGGAAAUGAUGGGGCAGAUACUCAUUUUGAUGAGCUUCAGGAUAUUUACUUACUCCCCACAAGAGAUGAAAGAAAUCCUGUAGUCUAUGGAGUCUUUACCACAACCAGCUCCAUCUUCAAAGGCUCAGCUGUUUGUGUGUACAGCAUGGCUGACAUCAGAGCAGUUUUCAAUGGUCCAUAUGCUCAUAAGGAAAGUGCAGACCAUCGUUGGGUGCAGUAUGAUGGAAGAAUUCCUUAUCCCCGACCUGGUACAUGUCCAAGCAAAACCUAUGAUCCACUGAUUAAAUCCACCCGAGAUUUUCCAGAUGAUGUCAUCAGUUUCAUAAAGCGGCACCCUGUGAUGUUUAAAUCAGUAUACCCAGUUGCGGGAGGACCGACAUUCAAGAGGAUCAAUGUGGAUUACAGACUGACCCAGAUUGUGGUGGAUCAUGUUGUUGCAGAAGAUGGCCAAUAUGAUGUAAUGUUCCUGGGAACAGACAUUGGGACAGUCCUCAAAGUGGUCAGCAUUUCAAAGGAGAAGUGGAAUAUGGAGGAAGUAGUAUUGGAAGAGUUGCAGAUAUUCAAGCACUCAUCAAUCAUCUUGAACAUGGAAUUGUCUCUGAAACAGCAACAAUUGUACAUUGGCUCCCGCGAUGGAUUGGUUCAGCUCUCCUUGCACAGAUGCGACACUUAUGGGAAAGCCUGUGCAGACUGUUGUCUGGCCAGAGACCCCUACUGUGCCUGGGAUGGAAAUGCAUGCUCUCGCUAUGCACCCACUUCAAAAAGGAGAAGCCAGAGACAGAGAAUCGACCAUGGGAAUUAAAAGACUCAAUGUUUAGAGUUAGGCAUUAGUCAUGAAACUGCUGAUGAAAAGGUGAUUUUUGGCAUUGAAUUUAAUUCAACCUUUCUGGAAUGUAUACCUAAAUCCCAACAAGCAUCUAUUAAGUGGUAUAUCCAGCGGUCAGGAGAUGAGCAUCGAGAGGAGCUGAAACCUGAUGAAAGGAUCAUCAAAACAGAAUAUGGGCUACUGAUUCGAAGUUUGCAGAAGAAGGACUCUGGGGUGUAUUACUGCAAAGCACAGGAGCACACUUUCAUCCACACCAUAGUGAAGCUGACUUUGAAUGUCAUUGAGAAUGAACAGAUGGAAAACACCCAGAGGGCAGAGCACGAGGAGGGGCAGGGCAAGGAUCUGUUGGCUGAGUCACGGUUGAGAUACAAAGACUACAUCCAAAUCCUUAGCAGCCCAAACUUCAGCCUCGACCAGUACUGCGAACAGAUGUGGCACCGGGAGAAGCGGAGACAGCGAAACAAGGGCGGCCCGAAGUGGAAGCACAUGCAGGAAAUGAAGAAGAAACGAAAUCGAAGACAUCACAGAGACCUGGAUGAGCUUCCUAGAACCAUGGACACGUAGUUGUCUGUUUAAUUUAAAGAAAAGAAUUCUUUACCUGCAAAAAUACCGUCUUCUGUUUUGUACACCCCGUAUACUAACUCAUUAGAGCUUUCCAAGGAGUUUUACUAAAGCAAAGGACACAAGAACAAUGAUUGAAUAAGACUGCGUAUGGUGACUGUGGCGUAGUAAGGGCAAAUAAUUCAUCUGAACCAGUUUUCCAAGAACUGAACACGUACCUUCAAAGUAUCAGAAUUAUCCUCAAAAUGGAGGCUUUACAUUUGUAAAUGUUUGAUGUGCUGAGUUUUUGAAUUUAUUAUGUCAUGUAAAUAAUUGAGCUAAGCGAGCAUCAAAUUUGAUAUUGUAAUGAGGUGCUUUAUUUCCCUUGCAUGACCAUUAAGCAUGGACUUGACCAUGCAGUUGUGCUAUAUAUGUGUUCUUAGGAACAGAUAUAUCAUUCCACUCUAGAACUGGCUACCUUGUGGUAGGAAUUGGAGGGAAGACACAAAUUCAUACAGCUCAGGCUCUCAGCAGGAACUUUCCCAGGGAGCCCUUCACUCUUAGUGUGCGGUUUAGGAAUUUGGAGAGGUGUGUGAUUUCGGACCAUAGGGGUUACAUCCAGGGUGCUGCAGUGUGAUUUACUGAAGGAUGUAAAUGCUCCUCCCAGGAUUCCUUCUGACUCGUCAAGAGGAACAGGUUCACAGAGAGAAGUUGGUGCUCGGUUAUGUGUUUCUGGAAUAUAUGCUGAGCUUGACAGGGACGGAAUGCUUCAUAAGUAUUUUAAUAAGAUAUGGGAAAACAUUUUAAUAAGGGAAACACCAUGAAAUAUACUGCGUCCUAAUAGGAAGGCAUGCAGAUGGGAUUUGUUAAGAGACAGAAAGAAAGACAGCCAUAAAUUCUGGCUUUGGGGAAAACUCAUAUCCCCAUAAAAAGGAAGAACAAUCACAAAUAAAGUGGGCAAAAUGUAAUGUGGCUUUAGUCACUAGAGUAUAAGUAGCUGCCAAUUUGUAAGCCAUCUGUUAAAAAAAUUUCUACCUUAUAACAAACUGCUAGCGAAAGUCUGAAGAAAAGUAAAUUUUCUAAAAGAUUAUGGGGAGAAUGAACACAAAUUUAUUUACAACCAAUGGGAUUUCAGUAGUACUUCCCCUCUCUUUUUCUAAAAUUUCAUUAUAAUCUGUAAAUUAUUUCAAUUUACUGCCUUCAUUCUCUCCUGAAUAUUGGAUUUUAUUUGAGUGACUAGGAAAAUAACAAUAUAUACAUAUAUAGAGAGAUAGAAUUAGGUAGAAAACAGUGGUGGGGAGUGGGGAUAUAUAUUUGUUGAGUAAUAGAACAAAUGCAAAAAUGUUGACAACGGAAAGGGUUAAAUUAACUCUUUGACAUCUUUUCUUCACACAAUCUUUUUGCAUUUCCGAGAUUGUAUGCUGUAAUUCAAGUAGCAUUGUUUUAGUAAUUUAAUAAUAAAUAAGACUAAUGCAUGUAAAGAAACUGAACGCACAGCAUUAACAUAAACAUUUUUCAUAUUUUGUUAGCACUUUUCAAAUGUUUCCAAUUUGACUAUCCCUCUCUGCAGACGUAUGGUAUGUUUCCUGCCUGUUGGAGCAGAACUCACCUUUCCUUCUUGGAACACAAAACCCUUUGCCUUCUUCUGUUUUGCCUCUUCACGCCCUUUUUAGUGUGAAAUGAAAAAUUAGCCACUUCCUCACAUGGAAGGCAGCCUUUCAGAAAACUGAAUAGCAGACAUUGCUCGUCUCGCAUGCAUUCUGUGUGUCUUGAAAGAAGAGCCUGUGAGAACCGAUGUGGUUAGAGGGAGUCUUGUGAGAGUUUCAGUAGCAUGUCUGUGACUGCCUGUAUGUUCGGAAUGUUCAAUCUUAGGUUCAUUUUCUUUGCCUUGCUAACCUAUCUCAAAGUAGUCACAUGGCUGUAUGAGGUUAGGGACCCUGUUUGAAAUGAUACCCGUAAAUAUUUGUAGAUGUUUCACUCUACCAAAAACUUGAAUUUUUUUUUUAAGUGAAUCAGAAACAAUCACUCUUAAAAAAGUAAUGCAUAAGAAUGGCUAUAGGGAGCAUCGGGCUGCUAAUUGAAUAUCAUAAGGAGAGCAUUUGUAAUUAUUGACUUGCAGAGUUUAAAUGUUCCAGGAACUUAUGGCAAGCUCAAAGCAAAUAAAUGGGAGUGUUUCAUUUUUAACAUUUCCUAAUUUUGUGUAUCAGACAGCCAUGAUCAAAGUAUAGGUGUCUUUGGGGAAAUUACAUGAAGCUCAAGUGUUAGAAUUAACUUGUGUAAUAAAUUUGGUUUUCAUCAAAAUAUGAACGCUCAAACCAUUUUUUAAUUACUCCUUUCUAAUCUUAAUUAUUUAGAUAAAAUUUGGGCAACUUCUUUUACUUUAUAGCUAAUAUUUUGGCUGCUUCGGAUCUAAAACAUUAAUUUCUAAUAAUUGAUUAAAGUAUAUUUGAAAUAUUGAAUAAAUAUUGAGUAAAACAAAAUGUCAUAUAAUAAAAAAAACAUAUGGGCAAAGACGUAUGUGUAUUUAUGAAGGUAGAGGACAUCUAAGCUACAUUUAAUUUUUUAAUCUUUUAAUUGCCUAGAACACUUAGGACAGUAUGACUCUAUUAAGUCUAGAGAUGAGACACAAUAUAUACUUCCUCACCACUGAAGGUUUUACCAAAUUUUCCUUGAAAUAAUGAAAAGUAAAAUUAUAGUUAAUAGUUUCAGAUAGGUUUGUUAAGAAACUUGUUAUCUAUGGAGAGGUCUUAAAAUGUCUGCCUAUUCUUGGUUUCAUAUUUUUCUCUCCUGUUUUGAAUACAUAUAUCUUUAACUUGCAUAUUCUCUCCUGCAUUUCAUUCCAGCUAUUUAUGCUGCUAAAUGGAAUCCUGCCUUUCUGCAUACAUUUACAUUCAGUUUAUUGGGAAUUUUAAGAGUUUGCUUAGAAAUGAAGAGUCUAAGUAAUUAAUUUAUGUAGAACCUUUUUUUCCUCCGAAGAGCUCAACACACUACAUUCAUAUUACUGAAUAAACAUUUCUGAAAACCAACGAAAUUGCUUAAAAGAUGGGAAAAACAGUCGUAGAGAAUUUAGAAAUUUCCAAAAGCUACAACAGUAGAAGAAUUGUAAUCUACACGAAAAUCUCGUCAAUCUGUUGGCUAGCUGAUGCUCAUUUACAAUAUGCUGCCUACAAAACAGUCUUACUCUUGAAUUCUGCCUUUGGUCUAUAUUUCAGUUCUUUUAUGCUAUUAAGUUUUGUUCCUGCUGAAUUGUAUAGACUCGAUUAAAAAAUAAGUUUACAGUG